This is a messenger RNA of Blumeria graminis f. sp. triticale, 936 nucleotides long. NCBI's taxonomy places the organism in Eukaryota, Fungi, Ascomycota, Leotiomycetes, Helotiales, Erysiphaceae. The record is from the annotation of a GenBank genome assembly.
AUGGCCUGUAUAUUCGCCAUCUUCUUAAAUACCGGAAUGAACUUUCCGAUAGAAAGUCGCUUGGUGCUUACACAUGCACAUGAGUAUAAUCCACUCUACAGUAUUCACGCUGUAGACUCCAGCUUUCAGUUUCCACUUCCGGAUGUAGACUCUAGCGUUUACGUAACUGAGAGCCCAGUAAGGGGGCCGGGCACCUAUCUUGCGGCUUACUGUUCAAUCCAGAAGGACGGUAAGAGUAUCUUCUAUCUUUUAAGAGAAAAGUGGACCAGCCUGGUGCAUAACCAGUACAUCUGGGCUGGAAAUGAGGUCAACUUGACGCCGGAUUGCUUACGAUUCAUAAGAGGAAUGUGGAAACCAGCACGAUAUUUCACCAAGAUUCAUACUAACCAGCUUCUGACAACUCGAAAGUGUAGCGAAAAGAAGCUUGUCGAUCUAGCCUUGCAAGGUCACAUCACAAUAAAUGGUAACUAUGGCUUACAUACCAGCACUAGAAAUGGAAAUGCACCGGUAGUUAUAUUUGAUGAGCCGCUCAAGAUUAAGCGGAUUAUUCUAGAUAAUUCAUUCAUCAGCAUGGCGGAAUACAAUGGCUUAAAGUACGCACUAGCAUGGUAUCAAGGCCAUCCACACGUCUUCAGCAGAAGAUUAGAUGAGGAGGUAUGGCACCUGGUUACGAGUGUGGGUAAGGAUGCGGACAAUGCGAAUGAAAUCUACCAAUUCCUCCUGGAAUCCAGCCCCCCAUUAGCUAAAUACAGUAAGAGAAUAACCAGUAUGGAACUGCAGUACCGGAGCCUCAUGAGAUUGGCCGGCGAGAAAUGGCUGGAGAUUGGCCCGGCAAGAUUGCUGGACAUGGACCAUCAGGGUAGAAGCCUUCAAGUAAAAAUUAAUAGAAUUAUCCCGCAACCGGCGAGGGGAUUUAUUUGCGGGAAUAUAAGCUGA